AAACAAAUCUCCUAUCGUGUUUCGGGACUUAUUUCGUCAGCUGUUUGGUGAACUUCGACGCCCGCUGGCUGCUGCCUCGCUGUUACGGGAAGAAUUAACGUGGCCAACAAACGUUCGACUAGCGACGAUUAGGAUGACGAAACGUGUGCAACCUACGUGGCAACCGCCGGUGGAAAAUCCACCCUCGAAGCUGUGCCUCUACAACAGCCUAACCCGGCGGAAAGAACCGUUCGUGCCGAGAGAUGGACGCAACGUGCACUGGUACAGCUGCGGUCCGACCGUGUACGAUGCGUCCCACAUGGGUCACGCCCGGUCUUACAUCAGCUUCGAUAUUCUGCGGCGUGUGAUGAGCGAUUACUUUGGCUACAACGUGCUGUACGUCAUGAACAUCACCGACAUCGACGACAAGAUCAUCAAGCGCGCUCGGCAGAACCAUCUGUACGAGCGGUACCUGCGGGAGGCAAAAGACAUGCCACUCGAGCGGAUGCUCGACGACAGCAAGGAGGUGAUGGCGGCUUUCCGGGGGAAUCUCGCUCGGACGACCGACACCGACAAGAAGGCGAUGAUGGACCGCAUGCUCGAGAAGCUGACGGCGGCCGUGGACAAUCUCUCGCUGGCGGUAACGACCGGGGACGAGCAGAAAGUCCAGGCAGCACAGGAUCAGUUCCUGCAGGACUCGAAAGACCCGCUGGCCGAUCUGCUCGACAGCAAGCAGGGCUCGUCGGUGACGGAGAACGCGAUCUUCGAGACGCUACCCCGGUUCUGGGAGGAUGCAUUCCACAAGGACAUGGCGGCACUGAACGUGUUGCAACCGGACGUGCUGACGCGUGUCAGCGAGUACGUGCCGCAGAUCGUGACCUAUAUCGAGCGGAUCAUCGCGAACGGACUGGCGUACGAGGCGAACGGUUCGGUGUACUUCGAUGUGGCCGGGUUUGAUGGGCGAGAUCAGCACCACUAUGCCAAGCUGGUACCGGAAGCGUACGGUGACGCGAAGCAGCUGCAGGAGGGCGAAGGCGAUCUCAGCACCGGCGAUGAUCGGUUGACGGAAAAGCGCUCACCGAACGAUUUCGCACUGUGGAAAUCGAGCAAGGCGGGUGAACCGUGGUGGGACAGUCCGUGGGGUCAUGGCCGACCCGGUUGGCACAUCGAGUGCUCGGCCAUGGCGUCGGACAUCUGCGGUGACUAUCUGGACAUUCACACCGGUGGUGUGGAUCUGAAGUUUCCGCAUCACGACAACGAGCUGGCGCAGAGCGAGGCGCACGAUGGUAGCGCCGAGUGGGUGAAAUACUUCCUGCACACCGGUCAUCUCACGAUCGCCGGCUGUAAGAUGUCCAAAUCGCUGAAGAACUUCGUCACCAUCCAGCAAGCGCUCGAGCGGCACACGGCCACACAGCUGCGGCUUGCGUUUCUGCUGCACUCGUGGAAGGACACGCUCGAUUACUCCGAGAACACGAUGGAGAUGGCGGUUCAGUACGAGCGCUUUUUGAACGAAUUCUUCCUCAACGUGAAGGACCUGACGCGCCACGUGCAGACGGGUCCGGCCCGGGAUGCGUUCGAUCGCUGGACGUCGGUGGAGGCGGAACUGCAGCAAAAGUUCGAAGGUGCGCGAGCUGCCAUCCACGAGGCGCUCUGCGAUAACGUCGAUACGCGUACCGCGUUGGACGUGAUGCGAGGUCUCGUGUCCGCCUGCAACGUGUACAUCAAGCAGCACCGCUCGGAUGGGUUGAAUGCGUUGCUACUUCGACGAGUGGCCAGCUACUGUACGGAUCUGUUGCACAUUUUCGGGGCGAUCAGUGGCCCUCGGGGUGGUAUCGGAUUUCCCAUCACGUCCGGAACGGCGACUGACGGCGUUGGAGGCACAACCGGUGGAGAUCUGGAACAAACGGUGAUGCCGUACCUGCAGGUUUUGGCUGAGUUCCGAACCGCGGUUCGCGAGCAAGCACGCGGUCUUAAGGCCGGCGAGAUUUUGCGGCUCUGCGAUCAGUUGCGAGACGACGUCCUUCCUGGGUUGGGCGUGCGGUUGGAGGACCGUGAGGGAGCACCCUCCGCCCUGAAGCUCGUCCCGGCCGAGGUGCUCCUGCGGGAACGGGAAGCAAAGCGCGCCGAGGAAGCCCGCAAGCUGGCGGAAAAGGAACGCAAGAAACAGGAGGCGGCUGCGGCCCAAGCGGCUAAGGACGCCCUGCGGAAGGUUAACCCGGUUGACAUGUUCCGCGGUGAGACGGACAAGUAUUCGGCGUUUGAUGAGGCAACCGGACUACCGACGCACGACACCGAUGGGAAGGAGAUCAGCAAGGGACAGCAGAAGAAGCUGCAAAAGCUGCAGCAGGCACAGGAGAAACGCUACCAGGAUUAUCUAGCCGAGCAGGGCCAAGGGCAGUAAAGCACAAGCACAAGCCUCUAUCCCACACUUGGGUCGAUUGGGUGACAAAUAAAUGCAUUU
Anopheles nili is the source of this 2440-nucleotide messenger RNA. It is a transcript of the gene CysRS, whose product is annotated as cysteine--tRNA ligase, cytoplasmic. The record is from RefSeq and is a predicted model, not a curated record. Gene Ontology annotation, molecular function: ATP binding; cysteine-tRNA ligase activity. Gene Ontology annotation, cellular component: cytoplasm. Lineage: Eukaryota; Metazoa; Arthropoda; Insecta; Diptera; Culicidae. The transcript has 2 exons. Bases 134 to 2380 code for a protein of 748 amino acids. Gene Ontology annotation, biological process: cysteinyl-tRNA aminoacylation.